AUGAAUGGAAAGGUGUCAAGACUUGAUGAAGACGAAGAACUUGGUGGCAUGGGUUUUGAUGAACACCAGACAGUGAAGUUGAAGGAAGGGCAACAUGUCUCAGCGGAAAGGGAAAGAGAAAUACAACAGGUAUUGGGGUCAGUGAAUGACCUUGCACAGAUAAUGAAAGACUUAUCAGCUCUUGUGAUUGACCAGGGCACAAUAGUUGAUCGUAUAGACUACAAUAUCCAAAAUGUUUCUACAUCGGUUGAAGAAGGCUAUAAGCAACUACAAAAGGCGGAGAGAACACAAAGAGAAGGAGCAAUGGUGAAAUGUGCGACGAUACUGCUUAUACUUUGCAUCAUAAUGAUUGUCCUUUUAAUUCUCAAGAAUGUAUUGUUUUAG
Messenger RNA from Eruca vesicaria subsp. sativa (arugula), 384 nucleotides. NCBI's taxonomy places the organism in Eukaryota, Viridiplantae, Streptophyta, Magnoliopsida, Brassicales, Brassicaceae. The record is from the annotation of a GenBank genome assembly.